AUGAAUUCUCUCAUCAGCUUCGUCGUGUUCGUAGUUAUCGCGGUUGUCGGUGUAAACAGCGCAAGGACUGAUAGUAAAGAAGGCAUGGUGUCCUCAUCCUAUGGUGGUGGCUAUAGCAGUGGAUCUUCCUCAUCUUAUUCUGCCCCAGCUCCAGCUGCAGCGCCAUCCUGUGGUGAUUCUUCGUCAUCCUACUCAGCACCAGCCCCAGCACCAGCGGCAGCGCCAUCUUAUGGUGGUUCUUCCUCAUCCUACUCAGCACCUGCCGGCCCAGCUGCCCCAUCAUACGGUGGAGGCUCGUCCUCAUCUUCCUCAUCUUACUCAGCACCUGCUGCCCCAUCAUACGGUGCAUUAUUUGACGAAUAUGAGCGUGUGCGCAUGCUUUACCUAAAGCGUUUCGAAUAA
Messenger RNA from Rhagoletis pomonella (apple maggot), 402 nucleotides. Its product is annotated as mucin-1-like. The record is from RefSeq and is a predicted model, not a curated record. The coding region runs from base 1 to 402 and encodes 133 amino acids. Lineage: Eukaryota; Metazoa; Arthropoda; Insecta; Diptera; Tephritidae. The transcript has 2 exons.